Cladocopium goreaui is the source of this 2442-nucleotide messenger RNA. Lineage: Eukaryota; Dinophyceae; Suessiales; Symbiodiniaceae. The record is from the annotation of a GenBank genome assembly.
AUGGCAACUUCUUCCGUUGGUGGUGCUGGGAAAGAAUCUGAAGGUGUUGAUUUCAAAUAUCCUAGCUGGGAUGGAGACUGGGCGAAAUGGCAAGACUAUCAACUGAGGGUUGAAUUGAAAGCUGAUGGCAUGAAACAGGAGGACUUGCCAUUGCUUGGGCCACGCCUUGCAUCCAAUCUCACUGGACGGGCCUUUGAGGCCAUAGUUGAAAUCAACAGGACUGAGCUCAAGAAAGAGAAUGGUCACAAGUACCUUUUGUCCUUCCUGGAGAAGACACAUGGAAAGGAGAAGAUUGACCUUCUCGGUGAAGCUCUGCAAGAGUUCUUUGUGAAGAAGGAUGUGUAUCGUAGAGACUUUGAGGAGCUUUCGGACUAUGAGCCUCGCUUCAAGGCCAUGAUCCGCCGCCUAGACAAGGCGUUGAAGGAGUCAGGUGCUGAAGGAAAGAUGCCAUCCGAAGUGUAUGGAUGGUAUCUGGUCAACAACUACAUGAGGAUGGAACCAUCGGACGUGGCGAACAUCCGUGGAAGAUCAGAGAGCUACAAGCACACUGACAUCCUUGCUGCCUUGCAUCGCAUGUGGAGUGGUGGUGGAUUGGCGGCCAAAGAUAGUGAGACAAAGAAAAAGAAGAAAGAAAGCAAUGGUCAUGCCAUGGUCGUGGAGGAUGAAGACAUGGUGGAAGAGGAAGUUUUCCUAGCCAAUGAAGACGAUGAAUUGGCUGUCUGGUAUGAUGAGUCUCUCAGUGCCUUCAUAGAUGAUCCCGAGGAUGAUGAGGUCCUUGCAAAUUUUCGGGAUGCACGACGGGCUUUGGGACAAGCUCGCACAUCCCGGGGCUUCUACCCGGUGAAGGACCCGAAUCUGAAUCGGGGAUCGGGCUUUGCAACCUCCAAAGGACGUGGAAAAGGUCGAGGAUUCAAUCGUGACAAUCAGUUUGCUGACAAAAUCUGCAUGCGUUGUGGGAAAAAGGGUCACAUUGCCAGGACAUGCCCUCAGAAGGGCUCGGGUAGUGAUAGACCUCCAGCGGCCAGCAGCAUUGGCUUCGUGGGUGUGGUGAUGGAGCAGGUCCAGUGGGACGAUCAACCUCGUCUCAUUGGGAGCGUGGAUGCACCACCCUUCCAUCGUGGUAUGGCCAUCCUGGAUAGUGGGGCAUCUGACAAUGUGAUUGGUGUCAACACUCUCCAGGAGCUUGCAGAUGUCUUUGCAGAAUUGGGCUACGAUGUGAGCCAGACCAUUGAAGUUGACCGGAAGAUGCACAAGAGCUUUGUCUAUGGCAGUGAUCACACUAGCACUGCUUUGGGACUUGCGCACUUUGAGGUGGGAAUCUCAGGAUAUCGCAUUCCACUGUCAGUGCAUGUGGUCGAGGGCAACACGCCUUUGCUCUUGAGUGCAAAGUUCAUGUAUGACAUGAAGAUGGAUGUGAAUUUCCGUGAAGGUGUCGCAGUGGUCCAUGCUCUGUCAGACGAAUCCAUGCAACUGGUGCGUGGACCUGGUGGACACUUGAUGCUUCCCAUCACUGCCUUUCAGAUGAAUGAGACGAGCCCUGAUUGCGCAACUCCGUUGACAGCUGAGAAGAGUGAGCCGGCUUCUUGUGAUCAAGAUGUUCUGAAGGAACAUGGCGCCAUCCAAAAGGGUGCACAGUCCAACCACACGCGGGUGGAGAGCAUCCUCUUCAUGCUCAGAGCUGGGGAGUUCAGGUUGGUUAGGACUUGUCAUCGAAAUCUAGGUCAUCCUGGUCAAGAGAGUUUCCUUCGGCUUUUGCGGGACGCUGGUGCUGAUCAGAAGAUCAUUGAUGUGGCCAAGACUUUCACUUGCCGUGAGUGUCUGCUGAGGGGACGAAGAUCUCCGACUAGGUAUGUUGAUAUCAGUCAAGAUGAUUUGUCUGAACUUCAAAAAGCGAUUGACAUGGAAGAAAACCGACCUCACUUUCGUGCCUUCAGCAAGAAAUCUUUGGCUGAGUUGCAAAGGCCUUUAGAAGAACGCGUUCCCAUCGAGCUGGGAAACCUGGAGAUGACGAGCGGUCGUCAAAAAGGCAAGCUUUACAAAAACAUCUUCGAGGACCGCUCCUACAACGACUGGGUCGUGGCACACACCAAGAAUCUGGACCAGGCCAGCAGUCACAUGAAGGGUUACGUGAUUUACCUUCAACGUCGGCUGAUUCAAGAACAGGGAUUGGAAGGAAAAGAAGACCUUCUACCUCAGUCGACACCUAUGAAGACCGAGAAAGGCUACAAGAACUCGAAGUCAGAGCCGCUCGGAAAGGACCAGAGCCACCAUCAGGAGGAGGACGACGGGAUGAGUCAGUGGUCCCGCAUCGAGGACUUGGAGCAGGACAUCACCGAACUUCGUCAGAACGGAGUGAACCUGUACCAACGGAUGAGCCAGAUGGAAGGCACCAUGAACCAGAUCCUGAUCGCCAUUCAGACCAUGAGCGUGAAGGAGCAGUAG